This is a messenger RNA of Acipenser ruthenus (sterlet), 1667 nucleotides long. RefSeq names its product zona pellucida sperm-binding protein 3-like. Lineage: Eukaryota; Metazoa; Chordata; Actinopteri; Acipenseriformes; Acipenseridae. The transcript has 8 exons. Gene Ontology annotation, biological process: binding of sperm to zona pellucida; egg coat formation; positive regulation of acrosome reaction. The record is from RefSeq and is a predicted model, not a curated record. Gene Ontology annotation, cellular component: extracellular matrix. Bases 26 to 1234 code for a protein of 402 amino acids. Gene Ontology annotation, molecular function: acrosin binding.
UUGAUUCUGAACUGAAGAGUUUGCAAUGAGGACGCGCAGUGUUCAGACAGCGCUUUCGCUCGCUUUGAUUUUACUUGUGCAGCUCCACGGCGCUUUUGGAUGGACUUGGCCGGAUCAGCCGGUUUAUAACCCAGUGCUGUUUACCGCGCCGAGAGCGGUAUUUCAGCCGAUGCCCACCCCUCUCUCCGUGCAGAGAGCUGACCUGUCGCUGUUGAAUUCGGUCACCCUGGACUGCAGGAAAGACGCCAUGGUCGUGACGGUGAACCGGGACUUGUUUGGGAUCGGCUACCUGGUGAACAGCGCCGACUUGAGCGUGGGGUCCGCGGGCUGCUCGGCCACCUCUUCCGACAGCGUCGCCAACACGGUUUUGUUAAGCAUCCAGCUCCAGGACUGCGGCAACACUUUCCAGGUAUUCCCAGACUUCCUGAGCUACACAAACCAUCUCUAUUACAAGCCUGCCAGCGUUAGCAUCAUCACCAGGGUCAAUAUGGCUGAUAUUCUCCUCGAAUGCCGAUACCCGAGAAGGUGGAAUGUCAGCAGCAGCCCCAUAAAACCAACCUGGGUGCCCUUCACUUCAACAGCCUCUACAGAGCAAAUCCUGGACUUCUCCUUGCUGCUCAUGAAUGAUAACUGGAGUGGUCCCAGAGUCUCCAAUGUCAUCUACCUGGGUGACGUCCUUCAUGUCGAAGCUUCUGUUGCUGUCGACAACCACGUGCCGCUGCGGCUCUACGUCGACAGCUGCAUCGCGACCCUGAGCAACAACAAGGACUCUGAGCCCAGAUAUGCUGUCGUGGACAAGCUUGGCUGCCUGAUGGAUAGCAAGUCUCCAGACUCCUCCUCUUCAUUCACUAGACCUGCUCUGAACAAGCUGCGCUUUGACAUCGCUGCUUUCAAGUUCCAGGGGGAUUCCAGGAGCAUGAUCUACAUGACUUGCACACUGAGAGCAGUCAAUGCUGACAAACCAGCUGAUGCCUCCAACAAGGCCUGCUCCUACCAGAAGCAAACCUACAGGUGGGUCUCUGAGCGCGGAUCCUCUGCAGUGUGUGGGUGCUGUGAUGCUGGCUCCUGCUCCGGGACACCCCGGUUCCUCGCAGACCCUCCUCCCAAGCAGGUGGGCCGCUUGGGGAUUCCUGCCGGGAUCAACCAGCCUGACUGGCGUGGAAAGUGGCUGCACAAGAGAGCAGCUUCUCUUGAUCCAGGACAUCCAGGAUUGGGGACCAACACAAGGACAUGAUGUGUUUGCAUGUUUUUUUUUUUUUUUGUUUUUUUUUUUAAAAAGUAUAUUUUGUUUUUAUUUUUUAAAGAGUUUCUUAUAUUGUUGUCCUUGCUUCUCUGCCCUGUUGUAUUCAUACUGAACCCACCAUUUUAUUUCCAGCAUGGUUCUUUUAUCCAGAGUGAGUUCGCUUUUGUUUCAAAUGAAUGUUGUAAUCAGAUAGGCCCCAAUUCCCCUUUAUGUACUUGCUUGGCAUGUAGUUUUUAUUAUUUCUAGUACUACUGCCAAUCAGGGUCUGUACACUAUAUCUAACAAAAGGGCCUUUUUGAAACACCUUUCCAGAUACAUGAGUUAUUUAUAUUCGCUUUUUGAAUUGUCAAAGGCUUGAUUCAAUUCUUCCAGUGCCAGCGUGAGACUGGCAGCUCUUCCCCAUUCCCCGAACAGAAGCUUGUAU